AUGACCGAUUUCGAAUCUCAAAAUCUUCAUGCCGCCGCUUCUUUGGACAAUUUGAGUCUCAAAAAUUGGACGCUUCCCUCGGCUCCAACUCCUCAGGAUUCUUCAGAACCUGAAUCCAAAAAAUGUCGUGUGGGGUCCGAUGAAACGUCUUCUGGAGAAGGAGGAAUCAUUUCAAUCAUCCCCGGAUUCAUAAGAGACGUUUGUAAAAAUCCAAAGAGUGCAGAGCUCCGAGUCGCCUAUGAUGCUCCAACCUUGCAAUGCACCUACACCUACGCUAUCUCUUGGGAGGAAGAUGGAGAUUCGGAUUGUGAUUCCAAGUUUUCGAAAAUUCGCGAAGCUUCUCAGCUGGCUCGAAAGAUCUCUUCUAGUCUUUCUUUGGGCGGUCCACCGACACCUGUCACGGCCAGAUGUGAUGGUCCGUGCAAAAAGGAGUUCCAGUCAAACUUGUUGAGUACCAUUGGGAGAUGCGAUCAUUACCUGUGCAACGCUUGCUAUGGAAUCGUCAAAAAUUCGGAUGGAACAAAUGGCUGCAGUUCUUUGAACUGUUUCUGGAAAGGAACAUCUCGUGAGGAGAGUAAGAAGAACUAUGAGAAGGAUGUUUGUCGAAAGCAACGGACCAAAGCAACCGAGAUGAAUUCGUUGGGCAUCGACGUGAAGCCAGCGUCGGCGGCUAGCUCGCGGUUGACACUGACUCCCUCAGUCUCCGCACCCACUUCAUCUAACUCUGCAACAUCUGAUGCUGGUACUCUUACCAUUGUCCCAUCCGUCAAGUCCCGCCCAAAUCCGAAAACUCCAAUCCGUCUCCGCUUGAUUAUUGUGGAACCAUCCGAGCAAUAUGGAAUGACUCACACCUACUGUAACCUGAAAGCUCUUUCAUGCAUCAAACUGAUCACGGCGAUUGAGACAAUGUUGGUUCGAAAACAAAGAAGCACGGAGGAGUAUAUUCCGAAAGCGAGCCUCUACUAUGGAUUGUUGAAAGAGGAUGUGACCAUGGGAAUGCGAAGAAUCAAAACGGCCAGUUAUUCGGGAUUGACGAUUGGCGAUAUUCCGAAAUUAGGUCAUCGUCUUGUCUUGAUUAUGGAUAUGGGUGAAUAUGUGCCAAAGGGAACCAAGAUUUAUUUGGAAUAG
This is a messenger RNA of Caenorhabditis briggsae, 1128 nucleotides long. The record is from RefSeq and is a predicted model, not a curated record. The transcript is spliced from 7 exons. Lineage: Eukaryota; Metazoa; Nematoda; Chromadorea; Rhabditida; Rhabditidae. The coding region runs from base 1 to 1128 and encodes 375 amino acids.